Ectocarpus sp. CCAP 1310/34 is the source of this 2323-nucleotide messenger RNA. NCBI's taxonomy places the organism in Eukaryota, Phaeophyceae, Ectocarpales, Ectocarpaceae. The record is from the annotation of a GenBank genome assembly.
AUGUACAGAGGGGAUAGAAAUGGCGAUGCUCCUCUUCAUAUCGCUGGAGCGCGGGGGGACGUAGACCUGGUACGCUUGCUACUGUCAAACGGGGCUGACCCCAAUCUGCCAGACAGGAAACAACGCACCCCUCUCCACGUCGCAGCCAGGUAUGGCCACGCGGAAACGGCGGGCGCUUUGCUUUCGGGAGGGGCGUGGGUGAGCCCCUUUCUCGACUCGGAGAGCUGCUCUCCGCUAGAGCUAGCCGUUCGCCACGGGCAUGUGGAUGUCGUAGGGGUCCUUGCCAAGCAUGGAGCGGACAUGGAUGGCGCAGCUUCUACUGGCGUGACACUUUUGCACCUUGCUUCCAGUGAAGACAUGGUGGACCUACUGCAAUGCCUCGUUGCCGCGGGGGCUAGCCUGGAAUCACGGGACAUGGACGGAUCGACCGCCCUCCACAUCGCCGCCGAAAAAGGCGCGGCGGCCGCAGUUAAGGUCCUAUUAGCACUCGGAGCUUGUCCCUGCGUAUUCAACGGCGACGGUCUUUCUCCCCUCGGUUUAGCUUGCAAAGGUGGCCACCUGCAAGCCGUCCUCGCGAUUCUGGCGGCGAACCAUCGCAACCCCAGAAUCGAAAACGACGUCGUUAACCUUCGCUGCGGAAGGGAGCCCUCGCCGCUCGAACUGGCUGCCUGCCACGGCCACGCACACGUCGUGAGGACCAUGCUCCGCCACGGCGCGGACGUGGACAGCAAGGACUGUCCGUACCAGCCGGCGCUGCACCGAGCUGCGGAUGGAGGCCACGUGGAUGUGCUCAAAGUGUUGAUAGAUCACGGAGCGGAUUUGGACGCUGUCGAUGCUGACGCAGAAACAGCCCUCCAUCACGCAGCAACAUUUGACCAAUCCGGCGCGGUCGACGUUCUCAUCCGGGCUGGCGCCGACAUCGAAGCGGUGGGGGAAGAGUUGUAUACGCCUCUCCACCUGGCGUGUCGGUUCCGGAAACGCGAGGCCACACGGGCGCUUUUGGCCCACGGGGCAAACGUCCAGACUGCGGACGAGAACGGAUGCACGCCUCUUCACUCGGCCUCGUCCAACGCAGAUGCUCAAGUAGUGGAGCUUCUGCUAAGGUUCGGGGCAGACGCGGCGGCUACGUCCGCGGCUGGAUCUACAGCUGCCGAGGUUAUCGGGCACAACUGUGACGGAGAGGAGCUUCAAGCCGAGAACAUCGAGCAACUGGAAAGUCUCCUGAUCUUCGCUGGACUAGAUGACAUCAACAAUGACUGACCGACAACGAAGUACUGAUUGCGGCUCGGCCUCGAAAUACUGCCGGGCCGCUUCGGUGUAUAUGUUCUCACGGUAGAUAGAAAUAAUACCCUCGUGAGGAGAGAGAAGUGAGAAGAGGGACGCCCUGAUGCCUCCUUGAGGCGAUCGUUCCCAAGCAUCUUGUCCUCGAGAGCAAACGACAAGAUCACCUGUGCCAUGUACAACGUGCUUCCAAUAGAUGGCUACAGCUAACCUGCUGUAAUAACAGCAAAGUUGACUUUUUUGUUUUGUCUUUGUUGAGUCUUUCGUUUGAGCGAAUGGUGGCAUUCCUCACUGUUGGCAAGGAUCUGAUCGUGUGGACAACGCGAUGAGAGCGAAAUGUUGUCGAAAAUGGUAUCGUGCGUGGACUUAUGCUUUCUGGUGAGUGUGGCCAACGUUUUGCAUGGAUAUCGAAUGGCUCCGCAGAAUGAGAUAACGGGCAUGUGACGCGUGGAUAUCCUCUCAAGGCAACCUUUCGCAAACAUGUCCUCGAGAGCUAACGACAAGAUUUCCUAUGUCGUGUACAAGGUGUUUCUAAUAGAUGGCUACGCUAACCCGGUGCAACAAUAGCAAAGCUGACUUUUUAAGUGUAGAUUAGUUGUUGAGUCUUUCGUUUGAGAGAAUGGUGGCAUUCCUCACUGUUGGCAAGGAUCUGAUCGUGUGGAAUGUGCGAUGAGAGCGAAAUAUUGGCGAAACGUACCUAGAUGCGUUGACCUUAGACUAUGCUUCUGGUGAGUUUGGCCCAAGUUUUGUGUGGAUAACGAAUGGCUCGGCAGGAUGAGAUAGCGAGCAUGUGACGCGUGGAUAUCCUCUCAAAGCAACCUUUCGCAAGCAUGUUGUCCUCGAGAGCAAACGACAAGAUUACCUAUGCCGUGUACAACGUAUUCACAAGAGGUGGCUACUGCUAACCUUGUGCAAUAAUAGCAAAGUUGAUUUUUUAGAAUAGUGUUGUGUCUUUUGUUUGAGAGAAGGCGUCCCUUGCUGUUGGUAAGUAUUUGAUUGCGUGGAAAUGCGAUAGAGCGAAAUGUUGUCAAACACGCUAUUU